AUGUCUGUUUCUUUUAACCAUUCAAAGGCUCGCUCAAGGGUCCUCCCGAGGUCAAGGCUAGGAUGCAGAACUUGCAAAAUUCGACGAGUCAAGUGCGGAGAAGAAAAGCCUAGCUGUGUUCGAUGUGCUAGUACAGGUCGCAAGUGUGAUUUUGAAGACACUCAGCCCUCUUCCACAAUCUCAGCCAUCGCCAACCCCUUAUCAUUAUCACCAAAUACCAACACAGUGUGGCGAGAGCGCCGUGCAUUUGCCUACUAUUUCGAAUGUGCCGCCUCCUCCAUUGGUGGGGGAUUGGAUGUUGAUUUCUGGCGCACUGUCGUCCCACAGGUUUGCCGCUAUGAACCUGCUGUGUGGGAUGCUAUCAUCACCAUUAGUGCGCUAUUUGAGUGUCCCAAAGAAUCCCUGGAUCCUGUGCCACAACGCCGUGAUAAUACUAUUUUUCUCACUCAGAAUCAUCAAGACGCCCUGGGCUGGUACUCACGCUCGGUAUCCGCUGUUCGUCAGCGCAUUGAGCAGGGUAACGUAGACGUCUUUGUCGGACUGAUCAGCUGUGUUCUUUUCAUCUGCAUUGAGGCCAUCCAAGGAAACGCAGACGGGGCACUGCAGCUUUACCGUCAAGGUGUGCAACUCAUUAUCGCUUUACGUCCCCAAAUAGCAUCUGGGGCUCCGGGUAAAGCUUCCUUGCUAGAGGAUACGAUUAUCCCGAUCUUCGUCCGUCUGGGAACAUUCGCUCUCGCUGUCGGUGGGGCCCCGGUAACUGCUUUACUAGGAGACACUGGAAAUGUCUGGACGCAACAGUUUGACUCGCUCAAGUCUGCUCGGGAGACGAUUGUGCUUUUAGCUAUAGAGAUCCCGCUCUUUGAAAGCACUUGCACCAAGCACUUAGUGGAGGCUAAUACCUCUCAUGUGCCCGAGGAAUUCAACACUAGGCUAUUCAGUCUGGUGGCCAGACUGAGGAACUGGCAUACUGCCUUUAAUAAGUUGAUGACAGUUCUUCGCGCCAAAGACAUUUUAUCGCCGCAACAGAUUGGUACCGGUGCCCUUUUGCUGAGCUAUCACGACAUGCUAUAUAUCAUGCUCGAGACCUGCACAUCCUUGUCAUUGAUGCAAUUCGACGCUUAUCUACCAAACUUCCAAAAUAUCGUUGAACAAUGUGCCAAUGCACCUGAAUCCUCGGUGCGACCAGACGGCACCCAACCUCCAUUUACAUUUGAAGUCAACGUUGGUCUUCCGCUUUGGUUUACCAGUCUCCGAUGCCGUGAGCCGCGUACCCGACGCGCGGCACUGGCUCUACUCCACCAAGCGCCCUCGGUGCAAGGCUUUUACCAGUGCUCAAUAUGGGCAACCGUGGGGCGAAAGAUCAUGGAGAUAGAAGAAUCACGUGCAAUGGCAAUGAACGCAACUAAAUAUACACCCACUCUUGGUGCACUGGAGCCAACAAGUGGACCAAAUCCUGGUUCCGAGCUUGCCCCAAUCUCACAUUCUGCUCAUACGGAUAUGGGAGCCAGAAUCCCAACAGCGCUCCUUAUCCCAGAGGAGGUGCGCAUUGGACCCAUUACUGCUUUUAGGCCAAUGGACGGUUUUCCUUCUGGAACUACCGAGGCAGAUAUCGCGAAGUGGGGCCGGGGCCCUGAUCAAUUCUUUCUGCGAUUUUCCCGGCACGAGCGCGGUCUGACUGGCGAUUCUUAUCGGAUGGUAUACGAAUACGCUCCCCUUGACUUUUGA
Penicillium concentricum is the source of this 1725-nucleotide messenger RNA. RefSeq lists its product as uncharacterized. The record is from RefSeq and is a predicted model, not a curated record. Lineage: Eukaryota; Fungi; Ascomycota; Eurotiomycetes; Eurotiales; Aspergillaceae. Bases 1 to 1725 code for a protein of 574 amino acids. The transcript is spliced from 2 exons. Gene Ontology annotation, biological process: regulation of DNA-templated transcription. Gene Ontology annotation, molecular function: DNA-binding transcription factor activity, RNA polymerase II-specific; zinc ion binding.